Aspergillus puulaauensis is the source of this 390-nucleotide messenger RNA. RefSeq lists its product as uncharacterized. The transcript has 2 exons. Bases 1 to 390 code for a protein of 129 amino acids. The record is from RefSeq and is a predicted model, not a curated record. NCBI's taxonomy places the organism in Eukaryota, Fungi, Ascomycota, Eurotiomycetes, Eurotiales, Aspergillaceae. Gene Ontology annotation, molecular function: RNA nuclease activity; RNA binding.
AUGUUCCCAGUCAAGACCCUCCUCGCUCUCCUCUUCACCAGCUCGGUGGCCCUCGCCCUCCCCGCUGAGAUCGAAGCCCGCCAGUCGUGCGCCUACACCUGCGGCAGCGUCUGCUACUCGUCGUCCGCCGUCUCCGCCGCCGUCGACAAGGGCUCCGAGCUCGAGUCCUCCGGUGACGACGUCAACAACUACCCCCACGUCUACAACAACUACGAGGACUUCGACUUCCCCGUCGACCCUACCUACUAUGAGUUCCCGAUCUUGAGCUCCGGCAGUGUGUACAAUGGCGGUUCGCCUGGCGCGGACCGUGUCGUUUUCAACGAGGAUGGAGAGCUUGCUGGCGUUAUCACCCACACUGGCGCCAGUGGGAACAACUUUGUUUCUUGCUAG